Molecule: messenger RNA, 1425 nt
Organism: Macrosiphum euphorbiae (potato aphid)
Lineage: Eukaryota; Metazoa; Arthropoda; Insecta; Hemiptera; Aphididae
Source: the annotation of a GenBank genome assembly
AUGAAGGUUGAAAACAGCGAUGUGCCCACAAUAUUCAACCCACGGAAGCCUAGACUUUCGCAAAGUAAUGCCGUGCUGACGUCAGACCACAGGCCUUAUGGUCCUUUCUCGCACGUGCUGUCCAGAAGUGAAUCUCUGUGUCAGCAAGAAGAUGUGGAACAAGUGGAACAGUGCCAGCGGAGGCAGUUGGGCGUGUUCAAGAGGCUGAAGAACAAAUGCUGUUCGAAACAUGCGAGGAAGGUAUACUACGGUUUGUGCGUCACUUUUUUCGUCACCGCGUCUUGGGUUGGUGCCACUCACGCUAUCAAGUACCUGUAUAUGUAUCAUCCGACCAAAUAUCCGGUGCUCACUGGCAGCGGGUUCAACUUUUCAUCCAUUCACCAACAAACGCUGAUGACGUACAACGCGCCAUUCUUCACCACGUGGUUUUGUACAAACUGGACAGUGCUGUUCUUCCCGCUGUACUUCUUCUGUCAGCUGGGCAGCCCCAACUACCAGACACCCACCGACAUACUCGGAGAGAGCGUCCGAAAUUUCCGGGACCGUGGGUUCACCGCCGCACACUUCCUGACGCGAUGCUGUAUGUUUUGCAUGCUCUGGGUGUUCACCAACUACCUGUACAUACAUGCGCUCAGCAUACUCGUGGCCACCGACGCCCUGGCCUUGUUCGCCAUCAACGUGUGCUGCGUUUACCUGCUGUCUUGGGUCAUACUCCACGACCAGUUCGUCGGCGUCCGGAUCGUGGCUGUCAUCCUGUGCAGCACAGGGGUGGCUUUACUCGCCUACAUGGACGCCGGAAUUACGAACAAAAAGAAGACCAUGACCGGGGUUCUGUUAGCGGCUUUAGCUGCUGCCGGGUCAGCUGUAUAUAAAGUCAUGUUCAAAAAAAUGAUCGGCGAUGCUACUUACGGUCAAGUGUCGCUAUUUUUUUCGCUCAUAGGCCUUUUGAACGCCGCACUCCUCUGGCCAGUGUGUUUAGUUUUGUACUUUUCCGAAGUCGAAAUACUUCAUUGGGACCGUUUGCCUUGGAUGAUACUAUUAUCGGCCAGCACACUGUCAUUGGUCGCGAACUUACUGGGAAAUUUGAGCGUUGCGUUCACUUACGACAUUUUCAUUACGUUCGGACUAAUCACCGCUGUUCCCGUGUCUGCAGCCAUUGACAUAACCAUACACGAUGUACAGUUUUAUGGUAUGAAACUUGCUGGCAUCAUACUUAUAUCGAUCGGUUUCUUAUUGGUCAUGUUUCCUAACAACUGGCCAGAAUACAUUUUUCGAUUGCUCAGGAAUAUAAUACUACUGAGUCAUAGCGCUAGGUGGAGCCGGAAGAACCGGGGACUGCCACCCAACCCACCCAAAGUGGAAAUCGACUACAGGACCGGGUACAUCCGGUCGCAUUUGCGAUCUCCGUCCGGUCGGGUCAGGUGA